Messenger RNA from Trypanosoma grayi, 999 nucleotides. RefSeq names its product tyrosine phosphatase. The record is from RefSeq and is a predicted model, not a curated record. Gene Ontology annotation, biological process: dephosphorylation. Gene Ontology annotation, molecular function: phosphatidylinositol-3,4,5-trisphosphate 3-phosphatase activity. Gene Ontology annotation, cellular component: cytosol. Bases 1 to 999 code for a protein of 332 amino acids. NCBI's taxonomy places the organism in Eukaryota, Euglenozoa, Kinetoplastea, Trypanosomatida, Trypanosomatidae. The transcript has a single exon.
AUGGGUUGCUGUUGUGUAUUGGCGCGUCGUGCGGUUAGUCGGAAAAAACUGCGAACAGUGGACACAGAAACGCCUGAGGGUGUCGUGGAUUUGGAUUUAGCGCGGAUUCACAAACACAUUGUUUGUAUGGGUGUGCCGGCGUUUGGGUUGGAAGCAUGCUACCGAAAUCGUUUUGCGGAUGUUUUGCGGUAUCUCGACCACAAAUAUGGUGAGAACUACAUGGUGUACAAUCUUUGUUCAGAGCCAGAGCAUCGCUACGACCUGAAACUAUUUCACGGUCGAGUUCGCGAAUACCCGUUUCCAGAUCAUUGGGCCUGUCCACUGGCAAUGAUAACGACUUUUGUUGCAGAUGCUGUACAGUUCAUUGCGCACGAGAGCCUCUCGGGUGAAGGCGUUGUAGCAAUUCACUGCAAAGCUGGAAAGGGUAGAACUGGGUUACUCACGUGCUGCUUGCUGAUGGUGAUUGAACCAUCUUUAAAGGGCUCAUCAGUGAUGGCUAUCGAGUAUUACGGUCGAAACCGCACUUCAGACGGGCGCGGUCUAACAAUCCCGAGCCAGAUACGUUAUGUCAAGUAUUACGAAGAGUUACGAAAUCAGUAUGGUGGCCAAGUUCCUGAGGAUAUUCCCGUCAUUAAUAUCAUUUCAUUCCAGUUUCGCGGUAUACUGGGUAAGGUAAGUUUUACGUCAUGUAAAUGGUAUGUUGGCGGCAGAAGCUGCGUUAUAUCUUUGAAGAAGCCAUACGAUAGUACGGUUCGUGUUGUUAAAUCCACCCGGCAUGUCACAAAAGUUGACGUUUCAAAGCACGCUUUCUUCAAGGGGCUUUCACGUGACGUCCGUGUAGAGUUUCUUUCUGGAAAGGAGAUUAUUGGUGCUUUAACGUUCCAUACCUUAUUUAUCGAGAAUGUGUACAAUUACACGGUAUUAGAUAGAGUCUGUAAAUUAAAGCUACCAGAGGAUGCAGGUAUUUCGUUGGAGUUCGUAUCGACAUCACUUGCCUGA